ACCAUCAUAUCCCGCUUACCGGGACGACAGUACGAGUACUGUAUUACUGUACAUGCCGGAUCCCAUUGUAUCCAAACACGGCAUAUCCUGUAUUGAAGCCACCCGAUCCCUUCAUGUCACCUUAUCCAUGCUUCCGUGUCACCGCCAUAGGAUGGAGAGAUGCCGUUCUAGGAGCCAAGGCGUGAAUUGUUUAGUACUCCAUUCACAUCUUUCUAAAUGUUGAAAGACCGCAUCGAAUUCACUUUGGUGCUCUCAAAACAUGCGAUGAGGAGCUGGAUGCAAGCAUAGAGAUGUAGAUCUGGUCACCUGUCUGUGCAUCGUCACCGAAUACCACCCCAGAGGAUGCGUCACUGCGGUUGUGAAGCUUCAUAUUCAAACCCCAGGACGACAUGGUGAAUUUAUGUAUAUGGAAAUUCAACUCCCGGAAUACCGUUCCCAGCAGGCUUGUAUUUCCACAACCGACCUGUGUUUCCACAGCCGACUUGUAUCUCCGCAAUGGAUCGAAAAGAAUAUUGAGAACGUUUCUUUCGCAUAUCACCCUUCUUCCUGUAUCACGUUCGCAAGUGUGUGCCAUCGCCAUUCAAAAGAUGGAUGGGAUCUCAAGCCAGCAUUGCUUAUUGAGGUGAAAUCCUCGAUGGAGCGCUACGUUUUUUGCCUGACCUUACAGCGGUGCUUACCAAAUCUCCCGACUCCUCGCUGCCACUUUCUUUUGCCGGCUCUAUUCAUAUUUGACGUCGCGUCUUGCUUUCUACUCUCCGGUUUGGAAUCCUUUUACCUGGACGCAAUAAUUCAUUCAAUGUUAAAGGUUAUUUUUGAGGGAUUGAUGAGGAGAGAUGAAAGUCUGGAACAGGCAACGAGCGCAAACAUUGCAGAGAGACGAUAUAUGGCGAAUGACUAUACCAACUGGAUGACGCGAAGAAUCGGACUUUCGCUCAUGCCUGCUCACCGUCUGUGGUCGACAACGCACAGCAAGCUUUUCAUUCAUUAUCCAUCCCCCGGCCUCACGUAGUAACUAGUAACUCUCAUUCUUCAUGUCAGAUUGCCGACUAGUACCUUCGUUGGUUUCAGCUGCCGCUAUCUCCGCCUCGCCUUCUGUGGCAGUUUGAGUUAUCGUCAG
Molecule: messenger RNA, 1117 nt
Organism: Cryptococcus deneoformans JEC21
Lineage: Eukaryota; Fungi; Basidiomycota; Tremellomycetes; Tremellales; Cryptococcaceae
Exons: 6
Coding region: 401-1009 (202 amino acids)
Source: RefSeq, a predicted model, not a curated record